This is a messenger RNA of Pomacea canaliculata, 5651 nucleotides long. Its product is annotated as serine/threonine-protein kinase 31-like. Bases 7 to 4062 code for a protein of 1351 amino acids. Gene Ontology annotation, biological process: protein phosphorylation; spermatogenesis. The record is from RefSeq and is a predicted model, not a curated record. Lineage: Eukaryota; Metazoa; Mollusca; Gastropoda; Architaenioglossa; Ampullariidae. The transcript has 31 exons. Gene Ontology annotation, molecular function: ATP binding; RNA binding; protein kinase activity.
CGAUUAAUGACAACCAAGUCAAAAGCAAAGAUGAAGCGUGUGUCUGGAAUAUCCACUUUUGAUGUUUAUAUCUCAAAUUUGCCAAAGGGUGAAAAUGAUUCCAUCGAGAAAAAAAUUUCCAAGAUGUUCACAAAGUUUGGUGAAACAAAAGCCCUGUUUAUCAAGGAAAACAAUCAAGGAAAAUAUGCAAUUGUAAAAUAUAUGUGCGAAGAGGAUGCAGAAAAGGCAAUAAAUGAGUGCAAUGGAAUUCUUCUAGACGGAACUCCACUUUUAUGCAAGCGCAUGGUGGAGAAACGACCAAACAAACCAUCAGGUGGUGGUGUUGCAGGAGCACCAGCAGGAAUCAAAGACAACUUAGCAAAUAAAUUUCAAAGAGGCCCUGACAUCGUUCCAGCCAUAGAAUUAGCUUCAUCCUCAUCUCCUGGUCCACCAGAAUUAGAACAGCAAAAUCAAUCAGCAACAUGGGGUUCCCGAAAUAUGCAGAUGAUUAUCAUGCAUGCAAUGAUUACCCAUGUAGAGACACCAACGUUACUUUGGGCACAAGUAUUGAAUGACUCCAAAGUAGAAGAACAAUCACAGAUCACCGUCAGAUUAGCAGAAGUGUGUCCAACAGCUUGUGCUGUACAGGGCAGCAUUGACAUGAACAAGAUAUAUGGAUGCAAAUUCUCAGAGGAUGGUCUAUGGUACCGUUGUCAGGUCAAAAGCAAGCAUAAUUCUGACAAGAUGAAAGUGCAAUACAUAGAUUUCGGCAAUUGUGAAGAAGUCAAUCCCAAGGACCUUGUGGAGCUCCCCGAUGAUCUGACAACACCUAAACCUUGUGCUAUUAAAAUAGUCCUCCAUAACAUUCGCUACAAUAUUGCCAAGGAAAAAGAGGCUAUUGCUUAUGUUCGAGAACAAACGGAGAACCAGUAUAUUGACAUUCAGUCUAGAUUUCGUUUGCCAGAUGGCUCUGGUCAUUUUGUAGAUGUAUAUGUGAAUGGGCUACAUCUCAACCAAGACCUUGUGGACAAGGACUUUGCUGUGCAGAAAAUGCUUAACAAAGCAAUGCUUCCACGUGGUGGAGGAGAUGCCUCUACACGUCCACCAUUUCCAAGUGGAGAGAGUGUAGGAGCUGGGGUUCUUGGCUCACUGCCAACAAACUCGGGUUUUGGAGGACCUGGUAUUGGACCCCUGGGAAGCGGCUCUAGGCAAGUUGUUGGAGAACCUGGGAAAAUAAGAGUGACAAUUGGAGGUGGACCUGGAAUAUCAUCCUCUUUCUCAGACCAGCCUUUUUUGAAGCCAGACCAGUCUAUUUCAGAUAUUAAACAAGAUCUGAAAGUUAAAGCAAGAAAUUUGGAAAAGAUAACUAAAGAAAGAGACAUUGCGUGUGCAGAACUAAACAGCCUCAAGGGAAAAAUUAAAAAUAUGCAGUCUGAGUUUUCAAGACUCCAGGCAAGCAACAUAACAGCACUAAUUCACAGAGCCGCAGACAUGGCUGAAAAAGUAAGAAAAAUUAGAAGCCAGUUUUCACAUGACCAGCCAUCACCAGUUGAGGAAGCCAUAAAGCUUGCAUGCAGCACAGACAAGCUGCAAGACAGUUCCAUCCCAAGCUUAUCAGCAGUGAUGACUACUUUAAAAAACUAUCGUGCUCAACAGAGUGAAAUUUGCCAGCUCACGGAUGCAAAACCAUCCCAGGAAAUGCUGGAGAGCAGAAAUGUCACACGCAAGUUGCUUUACAAACAACUGACUUCCUGCAUACAGGAGAUGGAGCAAAUGCCUAUCACAGAACGCGUUCAGAGCAUUUCGCAAACCUUGGACAAGUUGAACUGUCAGUAUGAUGCCUAUUUCAGCAUGUCUAUCCAAGAAACACCAGAUUUGCCUUCUCUUUUGGCACAGUAUGAUAAUUUCAAGACACAGAGAAAGGAGGACUUUCGAAAUGCUAGACUGCAAACUGAUCAGCAGGAAGCUAUAGUUGGAACUGCUUUACAAAAUAUUAGAGAGCAAAUGUCUGUGACAUCUGAUGGACACCGGGAUGCUAGUGAUCUGGACUUGAGUUGUCAGCUGCGGCAGUACUGCCAAUGUCUACAACAUGAAGUUACUGUCACAAACAUUGAAGGAAGCCAGGAUGCCAGUUUCAUUGCCUCCUUAGUGCAGACAGUAUACAGAGAGCUCAAGUCUGAAGUGUUGUGUGCCAACAAUUUUUUGCGCAUGCAUUCUGAGUUUAGUGCUCUACACAGCAGCAUAGAAGGCUGGCUGGACAACACACCCACCAUGGACAAGCUGAUGGCUUGCAGGCAGACACUGAAGGUUCUUCGUUCAAAACUGCGGCAUCGCCUGGCGGACAAACAUGAUGCAGAGGAGAAUGAUGAUAAGCAGCUCCAUGAGAUUGAAAAGGAUGUGAUUUCCAUCCAAAGAGAGAUCCACGAGAGUCUGAUUGCAGAAGACAAGGAAAUGUCAGAGCUUGCCAAGUUGGUGGACAGUCAUUUCCCAGAGCUUCUCCUACAGCACCCUGACUGUGGCAUCGACAUUUAUCUGACCUACAAUGGACUCAUAAAACCAAGCCAUGAAGUCGAUCAUUUUGAUCUUAAGCCAGUCCCAGCAGCAAAUGGUGGCCUCUUUUAUUCGAUGUUUGCUGGCAAUUGUGUCAUUAUCAUGGAAUGCCUGCUGUCAGAUGGCCACCACAUGGGCAGGGAAGAAUUUCUAGCUCAGCUAACAACUUACAACAGUAUCUCCCACCCUGCCUUGCUUCACCCUGUCACUGUUUUCUUUGACAAGAAUAAUCGUCACGCCUAUCUGCAGUUUGAGAAAGAUGGAGACAUUCUGGCCAAUUACGUUGAACACGCCAGACUAACAAAAAUGGAUGUUUAUCAGGUAGUGAAGUCUGUUGUGGAGGGUCUCAAGAUGCUGCAUGAGAAGAAAGUACUGCACGGAGAGGUGCAUCCUCACAACAUUAUUCUUCGACCUGAUGGGACAGCAGGGUUACUUCCUCCUGACCUGUCCUGCUGUCCUCUGGAUCGAGCCAAGAACAAGUACGCAGCUCCCAAUGGUAUAGAGUUCAUUGAUCCUGCAGUGCAGUCCUUGCCAGCCAACUCAGAACCAAAUGGUUCAGUUGACAUUUUCAGCGUUGGUGUUCUGACCCUCUGGCUGUGCUGUCCAACAACUCGAGUCCGCUGCAAGCCAGAUGGCAGUAUUGAUGUGUCUCAGCUGUCACUUGACCAGUGGGCUAGCGGGCUUGUAAAAACCUUGACAGCCCAUGUUCCGCAGCUGAGGCCAUCUGCAGAGAUGUUGCUGCAGACUAAUUAUUUCCUUCAACCGCCAUAUCACAAUGACCAGCUAGUGUCCAUACCAUCAUCUUCAGCUUGUAUGCUACCACCUGCACACUCACAGGCAGCCAUAGGACAUACCAGUGUUAUCACUCCACCAGACCUGCAGAGGCCACCCCCACCGCUGCCCAGUCAAGUUCUUCACCAUGUAGCAUCUACAAGGUCCACCUUUUCCAGAGAGGCCAGUCCCAGUUUCUGUCAUGACCACAAAAAUGCAUCCUUACCUCCCUGCACUAUUCCAGAUGCCUUUGCAAGUUCUGAUUCUUCCUGUAGUCAAAUCCCACCAUUGUCGUUUCCUGCAAUGUCCAACCACAGACAGUUUCCACCACCCCUUCCAGGGUCUGGCAGGAUAAUAAGUGACAUCUUCAUGCCAGGCUCCCAAGGAUUAUGUGAAGGUCAUACAGCAGGAGGUUUCAAGGACACUUCAUUCCAGAAUCCAGACAGAUGGAAUGAACCCGAGCAGGGGGGUUGGGGAGACAACUGUUAUCAGGAGCGUGCCAGCCCAAGCUUGGAUCAUGGUGAUUUAGAAGUCGCAGGGAUCACAGAUGCUACGCAGGGGCACUUUGAGAUUGGAACUUUCUCCCUAGAGGAUAUAUGUGAUGCGCCAGGAGGAGGUGAAGCUAUCAAAGGAAGAAAAAUAACUCGUGAAUCUUCAGAUGAACGAAACCAGCCCAUUGAAAAUGGUGCAGAUUCUGUGGUGGAUGAGGAACAAGAUGAGUGGAACAGCUUAGCAGAAACAAUAGAAUCUGAAUCUGCCUGAGAUGAAGGCACUGUAAAAAAGAACAAGAAACUUAAAUCUUCACAAUGUGAUUAACUGCUCACCUUGGUCAGAAGAGAAAAUGUGCCAAGGUUUGACGUGGGUGUGAAUAUAUAUCCUCCACUUUCAUCAGCACUUUACAGAAGACUGCACAAAUGUGAAAUGUGAAAGAAUCCAGCUUAUCUGAAUCAGGGUGAUGUCUUCUGGUGUUGUGAUCAUGGUGCAUUUUUCAUGAUUUUCUAUAGUCUUGUAGACUAUUUCCAUGUGAUCUGUGCAAGCAUGUGCUAUUAAACAUCCCCCAUAGAGGUCACUGAACCCUGUCGUGCCCACCAAAAAUGUGUCAUGGCCUAUACAGAGUGUGCAAGACAGGUGUCUGUAGUUUUCUCUGAGCCAUAUCUGUUGCAGACAUAAAUUUACAUAUUUAUUUGCUGGGUAGGCAUUUAGCCAUCACUGACAUCCAAACAUCAGACAUUAGUUAUCAACAGCAGUGCGACCUAUGACAACACAGUAUUUCCAAGAUAUUCUUCCCAUUUCUCCUUUUUGGUCUAAAAGUGUGUCAUACCCUAUAUGACCUUAUAUGGAGGUUUUCUUGAAAAUGAAUAAUGUGAGUUUUUCUUGUUCAAAAUGUUAUGUAUUUUCUGUUCAAGAUCUGGUAGGCAUUUAUCUGCAAGGUUUUUUUGGGGUUUUUUUUUUUUUUUUGUAGGCUUGCUUCUAGAGAUAUUUUGACACCAGGUAGAGUUAUAUCCUGUGUUUAACCAAUUAACAGCAAGGGAUUUUUUUUUGGGGGGGGGAUGGGAGAGGGGGAGAAGAGGGAACAUGCCAAGACAAAAAGUGUCUGAAAAAAGAUUGUUGCACCUUUUUAAUGUAUUUUCUUUUAAUAUGUGAAUAAGAUUUGUGACUGGUCUAGUAAAUUUGAUGUGUAUUUGGAGAAAUGUGAGUAUUAUGUGGCUUGUAAUUGCACUUUUUUGGGACCACAGAUCAUUUGAACUUUAUUGUUCAGUUUGUUUCCACCAAACUUCGUUUUUACAUUUUGGGCAACAUUAUUUUAUUAACUUCAUUUUUUUCUGCACAGUCUAAGCAUUCUCUAAUGCUGCAUUUUUUUUUUAGGAGUUGGGAGUAAUAGAAUGUUAUGUUUUGUGUUUCCUGAAGUGGCAAUCAUUACUUGCAUUCUGGUAACAGUAAAUAGCAAAAUGAAAACUUUAAGAUUUUAGGACUUCAACAAAAUCAACUGCAGUCGGUUAACACUUGCAGAGCUCCAUGCCAUUAAAUUAGCUAAAACAUGGAUGACUGAGCUACUGAAGAAAAAUAGGGCAAUUACAAAAGAUAAAUUUAUAAAAGUUACAUAUUAACCACAAGGGAGAGGGGUUGGUUGGUUGUAUCAGCAACUAAGGCCAUAUAUCACUGCAAAAAGGGGGAUAGGGAAUCGGUAUUGGCACCAGUACACACUUAAGUAUUUUCACCAUUUUUUUUUUUUUAAAGAACAUCAUUCUGUUCUUCUAUCAUGUUUUUAGUACACUGUGCCCUCUUUAACACAUGACAAACAUCGUCCUUUGGUUUUUGAAAAUGUUCUUAAUAAAGCUUCUGACAUGUCA